GAUGGUGAGGGGUUGGCCAUGCUUGGUGCCCUGUGUCCUUGUGAGCUGCUGGUGCGUGCUCUCUACCGCCCUCCCGACCUCACACCCCCACCCAGAUGAACCCGAGUACUUGGUGAAGCGUCAAGCAGGGGCGCCCAAUGAGUCCAUGCUGCGGUACAUCUUGAUGGCCAUGUCUAACCCUGUAGGACGUUACCAGUCCCCGCAGCUCCUGAAUCGAGGUGUCAGGAGGAUUGGCUCAGAGUUCCUUGGCAAGAGAUCCGCUGGAAAGCUCACGAACAUAGACACAUUGCAAGGCUUUGAGAGCGAAAACUCCAGCAAUGAUGACGAAGCCAAAAACGAAGAGCUAAAGAAGGAGCAGUUCAGCUACACUGGACAAUAUGACUACGAGACAGGUGCUGACGAGAACCCCAGCAUCUAUGAGGAUUUAUUAAGUGCGAAAUCCAAAAGACGUGCUCGAAGUUUCAACGCAGAUGGCAACCAUGAUGGAUUGAAAGACUUUUUCAGCAUGCUCAUGUCAAAGAAAAUGGGAUCAGAAUUUUUAGGAAAAAGAAUGGGUUCAGAAUUCUUAGGGAAGAGGGCAAUGGGUUCAGAAUUCCUAGGAAAGAGAGCUGUCGGUUCAGAAUUCCUAGGAAAGAGAGCUAUGGGUUCAGAAUUCUUAGGAAAGAGAGCUAUGGGUUCAGAAUUCCUAGGAAAGAGAGCUGUGGGUUCAGAAUUCCUAGGAAAGAGAGCUGUGGGUUCAGAAUUCCUAGGAAAGAGAGUUGUGGGUUCAGAAUUCCUAGGAAAGAGAGCUGUGGGUUCAGAAUUCCUAGGAAAAAGAGCUGUGGGUUCAGAAUUCCUAGGAAAGAGAGCUGUGGGUUCAGAAUUCUUAGGGAAGAGGGCUAAAGCAUCAGAAUUUGAAAGGAAAAGAGCAAUGGGUUCAGAAUUCUUAGGUAAAAGAGCUAUGGGAUCAGAAUUUUUAGGAAAAAGGGCUAUGGGUUCAGAAUUUCUUGGCAAAAGAGCAAUGGGAUCUGAAUUUUUAGGAAAAAGGGCAAUGGGCGCUGAAUUCUUGGGAAAACGAGCAACAGGUUUAGAGUUUUUAAAUGAGAGAGUAAUGGGAUCAGAGUUGCUAGGAAAGAGAGCCAUGGGUUCAGAAUUUCUAGGGAAAAGAUAUAUGGGAUCAGAAUUCUCUGGAAAAAGGCAUUAUGAACCUGCAUUCAUGCAUGCGUUAAUAUAUGACCCAAAGAGAGCAGUAGGUUCAGAGUUCCUUGGCUGAAGAGAUUUCUCGAGUACUAAGAGAUUUUUCAAGGGUUGAAGAAGCGAUUUCAUUCCCAGUGACAUUCAGAUGGGGAAAGCAGUUAUUUAUGUUCACUGUAAACGAUUCAAUUUCCUUGAUGCAUUUUAUUAAAGGAAUUAAAGUUUGUCAUGAAUAAUAUAGCUUACUUACUCUAUUACAGUUUACCAACAGUCCCUUUAUUUCACAAAAGGUCUCCAUGUUAGUUAGAUCACUCGGCAUACAGAGGAGGGGUGGCGAGUGAUAACUAUCUAACAACUGGGGAAGAAUCAAAAUCUCUAGCACAUAUUUUCUAAACACAACCUAAAUCUAUUGAUUCCUGUAAUAGUAUAAGAACUGUAAACUAUAAUUACAUACAUUUCAGUAAAAAAGAAAGGAAUGAUAAAACAGUAUAUUACAUGGAAAUUUCUUUAUAACCGAGAUUGAUAUUUUUCAUAUUUUGAUCUUCAUGCUGUAUUUUGUGAAAUUCGAAAAUGAGCAACAUUUUUAUUUCUGGGUAUCUUAUUCUGAUUUAGAGUUUUAAACAUUCCCAUUGAUAGCAUAGCACUAAGAAGUAAAAAGCAGUGGUUGCUGAAUUCCCAUCUCUAUGGACCCUCGACUCCCAUCAUCACGGACCCUCGACUCCCAUUGCCACGGACCCUCGACUUCCAUUGCCAUGGACCCUCGACUCCCAUUGUUACGGACCCCUGACUCAUCGCCACAAACCCUCGACUCCCAUUGCUACAGGCCCCUGACUCAUCACCACGGACCCUCGACUCUCAUCGCCAUGUGCUGUCGUCAUAUCAAGCAAUAACAAACAUUUUGUUUUCAUGUCUUGGAUUUUUGUUAUUGUUCAAUAAAUGGUAUUUGUUGAUAGUGGAUUCUGAACCUUUAAAUUAAAAAUCUUUCAGUUCAAACUAGCAAGUUCGUUACAUAUAAUUGUUAUCACUGUUUAUAUAGCACUUCGAUAAUAACACAAAUAUUUAUUAAACAAAAGCAAAAUUACACAUUAAACAGGCUAAAAAUUCUAAAGUAGUAACCAAACAUGUAUUUCAUGAAUUUAUAAAGAUUAUUAAUCUGCUCAUAAGACCAGCUUGAUUAUGACAAUUGUGCAUCGUUUGGACGGAAGACGCCCAGAAGAACCACAUAUUAUGCCCUCUGAGGCAGCAAUUUUGUGUCAAGUGGAUGUUAGUAUGACAAUCCCAACAAUGCAUUUACAAAUUGAAUUAACAAGGAAAAUAUUCACUUUACAAUAUCUUUAGUAAAGUGAUCAAUAUGUGGUACACUUUUGUGUUAUUGAGCAAAGGUAAUGCAUCUUAUUUGGAAC
Molecule: messenger RNA, 2576 nt
Organism: Procambarus clarkii (red swamp crayfish)
Lineage: Eukaryota; Metazoa; Arthropoda; Malacostraca; Decapoda; Cambaridae
Product: ribosome-binding protein 1
Source: RefSeq, a predicted model, not a curated record